AUGCGGGGUUUUAAUGCUUUGCCUAACCAGUUUACGAUUCCCAUUGUUGUUUCUGCUUGUGCUGAGCUUGGAUUGAUUUCUUAUGGCAAAAGGAUUCAUGGGUUAGUCUCAAAAUUGAAUCUUUUUCACGGUAAUAAUGCUGCUGUUGGAUCAUCUUUGGUUUAUAUGUACUCGAAAUGCGGGUUUAUGGAGCAUGCUGCUGAUGUGUUUGAUGAAAUUACUGUGAGAGAUGUGGUUUCUUGGACUGCAAUUGUAAAAGGGUAUGUGGAAAAUGGGGAGAGUGAGAAGGGGUUGGAGUAUCUUUGUUUGAUGCAUAAGAAUGGUGAGAGUGAGGUGAGGCCGAAUUUUCGGACGUUGGAGGGAGGAUUUCAAGCUUGUGGAAAUUUAGGUGCAUUGGUAGAAGGGAAAUGCUUGCAUGGGCUGACAGUUAAGUCUGGUUUUUGUAGUCAUCAAGUUGUUCAGUGUUCUGUUCUGUCAAUGUACUCGAAAUGUGGGUCGGUUGAAGAAACAUAUUGUUCGUUUUGUGAGGUUGAUGAGAAGGACUUGUUUUCCUGGACAUCGAUAAUUGCUAAUUAUGCAAAGUUUGAGUGUAUAGGUGAGUGCAUUAAUAUUUUUCUGAAAAUGCAGGCCAGUGGGAUAAUUCCAGAUGGGAUGGUAAUUAGUUGUGUGCUUUCUGGUCUAGGUAAUGCCUUGAGGACUUUUGAAGCUAAGGCUUUCCAUGGAUUCAUCUUGAGAAGAAACUAUGUUGACGAUCACAUGGUCUGUAAUGCAUUAUUGGCCAUGUAUUGUAAGCUUAGACUCUUGAAUUUGGCAGAGAAGAUACUUGAUGGAGGAAUUGGACAAACCACAGAAGCCUGGAAUAUGAUGGUUGUUGGCUAUUUCAAGGCUGGGUUAGAAGGCAAGUGCAUUAAUUUAUUCAGAGAAAUGCAACACUUGGGAAUUGAAUGUGAUGUCAACAGCUUGAUAUCUGUAAUUUCUUCUUGCUCCCGGUUGGAAGAAUUCCAUUUAGGCCUGUCUGUGCAUUGCCAUGUAAUUAAAAAUCUGAUGCUUGAAAAUAUUUCCGUUGCCAAUUCUCUAAUAGAUAUGUAUGGAAGAAGCAAGAAUCUGACUUUAUCAUGGAGAGUCUUUUGUACUAUGGCUGAUAAGGAUGUUGUCACUUGGAAUACAAUGAUGACUUCCUAUAUUAGUUGUGGAAAAAUUACAGAGGCCUUCGGCCUUUUUGAUAAAAUGAUUGCAGAAAGCUACAAGCCUACUAUUGCAACGCUGCUGAUUUUGCUCUCUGCUUGUUCUCAAGUUUCGUCCUUGGAUAAAGGAGAGAAAGUUCAUGAAUACAUCAAGGAAGUUGGGUUUGAAAAGAAUACUUUGCUUGCUACUGCUUUGACUGAUAUGUACGCGAAAUGCGGACAGCUAACAAGAUCCAGAGAAAUAUUUGAUUCAAUGGAUAAGAAAGAUGUCAUCUCUUGGAACGUACUGAUCUCAGGCUAUGCUAUGUAUGGAGAAGCAAAAUCUGGUAUAGAAUUUUUCAAACAGAUGGAACAGUCAGAAAAUAAGCCAAAUGAACUGACUUUUCUUGCUGUUCUCUCAGCUUGCGCUCAUGCAGGGUUGGUCGAAGAAGGAAAGUCCAUAUUUAGCAGAAUGAAAGAUUAUUCUUUGAUGCCAACCCUGAAGCACUACGCUUGUAUGGCUGAUCUUUUAGGUCGUUCUGGUAAUUUGGAUGAUGCUGAAGCUUUGGUUUUGUCCAUGCCAAUUGCUCCUGAUUCAGCUAUCUGGGGUUCUUUACUAAGUUCUUGUAAAAUUCACUCUCAGGUUGAGAAGGGUAUAAGAAUUGCAAAACAUGCUAUUGAAUCUGAUCCAGAAAAUGAUGGGUACUAUGUAGCAAUUUCUGACCUAUAUAGUUCUGUAGGAAAGUGGGAAGAGGUUGAAAUGGUGAGGAAAAUAAUGAAGCAACGAAAAGUGAGGAAAGAAGUUGGCUGGAGUACAGUAUAA
This is a messenger RNA of Nicotiana tabacum (common tobacco), 1986 nucleotides long. RefSeq names its product pentatricopeptide repeat-containing protein At4g39952, mitochondrial-like. Lineage: Eukaryota; Viridiplantae; Streptophyta; Magnoliopsida; Solanales; Solanaceae. Gene Ontology annotation, molecular function: protein binding; RNA binding. Gene Ontology annotation, cellular component: intracellular membrane-bounded organelle. Gene Ontology annotation, biological process: RNA modification. The record is from RefSeq and is a predicted model, not a curated record.